UUUUGUGGUAUUUAUUGACGUCAAUGUGAAAAUGGCGUCCAAUGAUGAAGACUUGUGUACAAGUCACGCAGAUUUUGCUGUAGUAUGUUCCUUUAUCGACAAAUUUGGAGAGAAGCUAGGGUUAACUCUUCCCAACAUAGGCGAGCUUCAAAGUUCAUUAGAAGACACAGACAACGUAAGCCCUCUUGUAUCACAAAGUGUAAGCCAGUUAUUGAGACGCAUUAACAAAUCAGUGAAGUUGGACCGAUGGGAGAAAGGACUCCAGCGCUUUGCACACAGCUAUUCACACCAAGAUGGCUGGGAACUUGAACGUUUUGGCUUCAAAAAAGCCAAACUAGAGGUUAAGAUUCGUGUGCUUAAGAACCUGCUUGAAGCUCAGUUUGAUUUGUAUAAGAGCUUCAAGGAUAAAGUGAACUUAUUGGGAGCAAAUGAGCUGCGACUUCAACCAUGUGGACGUGACAAGAAAGGUGUCUCAUACUGGUGUCAGUUAGAUGAUUGUGCUAAUCUGCGUGUCUACAGCGAUGAUCAAGAUGAAGAAACAUGGACACUUGUUGCCAGCUCAAGAGAAGAACUGGUGGCACUGAUUGCUGAGCUUGAUUCUGAGUCACCACUAGGGGCCAGCCGAGAAAUGUCAGUAGACGGAAGUCAUAGUGGUACUGCAACACCCGUGGGACUCAGUGAAGCCCCAACACCCGUGGACAGCAAGGCACCAACGCCUGUUGCGAGUGGACGAACUUCUCCAGUUAUAGACACUGGUCAAGAUGGUGAGAAAAAAGAUGAAAUGGAAGAAAGUAAGGAACUUGAAGCUAAGGUGGAAGUGGAAAAGGUGAAAGAAAAAUUGGAAGAUGGAAUUGAAUUGCAAAAAGUUGAGAAAAUUAAUAAUGAAAAAUUAGAUGUUGGUGGGAAAGUGAAAGAUAACUUAGAAGUUAAUGAAAAAGUGAAUGAAUCUCUAGAAAUUACAAAAUAUGCAAGAGAAAGAUUGAAUGUUAGUGAAAAAGUGAAAGAGAACAUGAAAACAGAUAUCAAAUACAAGGAAAAAGAUGAAGUGAAACAGAGAACAGAUGGUGGUCAAAGCACGAAAGGAAUAUCAAAGGAAGAACAAUUAGAAAAAGUAAAAGUUGAGGCAGAAGUGAAAGAAAAUGUAAACUUAGUACAAAAACCACAGGAAUGCAAGGAAAGCAAAAUAGAUGUAAAAGCAAACACAAAUGAAAACCUGGAAAAGCAAGAAAAAAUUAGUGUCAGAGGGGAAGGCAGUGAAAAACCAAGUAAAAAGAUUACAGAGAAAAUGGCUGGAAAUGAAAAAGAAAAUGCAAAAAUAGAAGAAAACAAAAAGAAUUCAGCACAUGAAGAAGAGAUUAGUAGGAAACUGAAAGAAAAUCAGAAAAGUAAAAGUGAAGAAAAAGAUCAGAUUUCAGUAAAGGUUGAUGAAAAGAGUGAUAGCUUUAGAAAAAUAUCCAAAAAUUUAAAAGUUACUGAUAAAGUGGACGAAAGUAAAAAUUCUUCAUUGAAAGACGACAAGGAAAAGUCUUCUUUCAGUGUGGAGAAAAGGGAAGGGCUGUCAGUAAGUGCAGAGGAAAGAGAAAAAAAUACACCUGUAGUGGUAGAAAAAGAAAAAAAUACGCAUGUAGUGACAGAAAAAGAAAAGAUUACACCUGUAGUGGCAGAAAAAGGAAAGACUACACCUGUAGUGGCAGAAAAAGGAAAGACUACACCUGUAGUGGCAGAAAAGAAAAAGAAUACAUCUGUAGUGGCAGAAAAGGAAAAGAAGACACCUGUAGUGACAGAAAAGGAAAAGAAGACACCUGUAGUGACAGAAAAGGAAAAGAAGACACCUGUAGUGACAGAAAAGGAAAAGAAUGUGUGUGUAGUGGCUGAAAAGGAAAAGAUUACACCUGUAGUGGCUGUAAAGGAAAAGAUUGUACCUGUAGUGGCAGAAAAGGAAAAGAUUACACCUGUAGUGGCAGAGAAAGAAAAAAUUACACCUGUAGUGGCAGAAAAGGAAAAGAUUACACCUGUAGUGGCAGAGAAAGCAAAAAUUACACCUGUAGUGGCAGAAAAAGAAAAGAAUACAUCUGUAGUGGUAGAAAAAGGAAAGACUACACCUGUAGUGGCAGAAAAGAAAAAGAAUACACCUUUAGUGACAGAAAAGGAAAAGAAGACACCUGUAGUGACAGAAAAGGAAAAGAAUGUGUCUGUAGUGGCUGAAAAGAAAAAGAUUACACCUGUAGUGGCUGUAAAGGAAAAGAUUACACCUGUAGUGCCAGAAAAGGAAAAAACUAUGCCUGUAGUGGCAGAAAAGGAAAAGAUUACACCUGUAGUGGCAGAAAAGGAAAAAACUAUGCCUGUAGUGGCAGAAAAGGAAAAGAUUACACCUGUAGUGCCAGAAAAGGAAAAGAUUACACCUGUAGUGCCAGAAAAGGAAAAAACUAUGCCUGUAGUGGCAGAAAAGGAAAAGAUUACACCUGUAGUGCCAGAAAAGGAAAAGAUUACACCUGUAGUGCCAGAAAAGGAAAAGAUUACACCUGUAGUGGCAGAAAAGGAAAAAACUAUUCCUGUAGUGGCAGAAAAGGAAAAGAUUACACCUGUAGUGGCAGAAAAGGAAAAGAUGACACCUGUAGUGACAGAAAAGGAAAAGACUCCACCGGUUGCAGUAGAAAAAGAUAAAACUCUUCGAACAGUAGUUGAGAGAGAAAAAAACACUGAUAAAUUGAAAUACAGGGCUACUACUUCAGAAAAUGCAGACAGGGAACAAACUACUGUAGCUACAGGGGAUGAAAUAGAAAAAAGUAAAAUUCAAGUAGAGGAAAGAGCACUAAUUGGACUUAAAGUUGGGAAAAGAGAAAAAAUUGAUGCUAGAAUAGAGGAGAGAGAAAAAAUUUUAAUAAAAGUAGACAGGGAAAAAGUUGCAGUAAAAUUAGAGGAAGAAAAAAGUGGAACUAAAGUGGGAGAAAUGGUUAGUGUGGGGGAAGCAAAAACAGAUAAAUAUAAAGAACAAGAAAAAAGUGAAGCUGAGGACAGAGAAAAAUAUGCAGGCAAAGUGGAAAAAAAUGGAGAAAGGAGUAGUGAAGUAGGGGAAAAAGAGAAAAUAGUUGAAUCAAGAAGUGACGGAGAAAGGACAUUAAAUAAAGUGGAUGAUCAUGAGAGUGCAAAACUUGAAGUAGUUGGAAAGCAACCAGAAAAGUUUCCAUCAAAGGGUUGUGAAGGAUAUUUUGCAGCUCAGGUUGAAAAAAAAGAUGUAGCUGGAAAAAAUUCUCACCCUUCUGGACAAGAGCCCUUCAGAAAACAAGAAAAUGUCAAAAAGGAUACAGUGGGUAUUCCUCAAAGUAUUGAUACAAAACAAGAACCAGUGGUAGUGGAUAUUCAGCCAGAUGAUACCACCAAAGCUAUUUGUGAAGAUAUUGCUGCAAAAAAAGAUUUGGCUCUAAAAGAAAGAAUAAGUGCACAAGAUGUUCAUGAAGUUAAAGAUAGGUUUAAACUAGGGAUUUUGGAUAAAGUGGAAGUAAGAAAGAAGGAGAGUGUAUGGGAUAAACUGAACAAGAUGAAAGAAAAAGGAGAAGCAAGUGCACUCGAAAAAGAAUCCAUACACAAAGAGAGGGAAAAAAGAAAGAGCGAAGUAGAUAAGAAGGAUUUUGAGGUACAUAAAAAGUUAAGCAAAGAAAUUUAUAGUGAACCUAAGCACAUAAUCAGCACAAAAGUUGGACAUAAAACAGUAGAGUUCAGUGCAGAACCUGGUAAAGUAGUGAGAAAAGAUGAGAAAGAAAAUACAAAUAAAGAUCUGGAUGAGAAACUGCAUCAACGAGGUGACAAGACAUCACAGGCCAUGUUAAUAAGCCAACCAAAUUUAAAUGCAGGAAAAUCUGCAUGUAAGGUUAGUGAUUUUACUCAAACACAUGAAGUGAAUGAAGGCAAGUCAGAAUUAGUAACAGGUAUAGAAUCACAAACAGUGCAGGAACCAGCAGGUGAUGGGUCAAAGUCAACAAGUUUCAGCUCUGUAGCAUCAUCCUCAGCUGAUCCUAUCAUAAAGCCACAAUCUUCUUCAAGUAAGGUACCAUUUUGUGGUACAGUACCAUCUGUAGACGAUGCUGAUACUGCUGAGCCUCCAUUUAAGAAACUUAGGAUUAUGAAUGUGAAAUCUGAAUCUCAUAGUGAGUGUAAAGAUCAUGUAAGCAUAUUGCAUCAAAAGCAGGAUGUUGAAUUAACUAAAUCUAUAGAAAAAUCUUCAGAACUUCAGAUGAAAUUUGGAGAAACUAGUGGAAAUAAACUCAAUGAUGAUGCAAAAGUUUCAGAAUUUGUAAAAAUGGGCUGUGGUUCAUCAAGCAUAGGUAUUGACAAAAUGCAAAAAAAAAUGGAUGUAGAGAUAGAAACACAGGAUAAUAAGAUGUUACAUCCUAGACCUGUAUCUGAUUUGGUGAAGGUUGAAACUAAAAUUCAGACAUUGCCUGUAAGUGAUUCAAACCUGAAAGGAAAACCACAGAGCAUAAGUGGGAAACCUAUGAGUAUUGAAAAGGUGGCUAUUGCUGAAGAUCUCAGUUGCAAAGGAAGUGCAUCAGUAUUUACAAAAAAUGAAGCUCAAGAUACCAUAAAUGUAAGCAAGCAAACUAUCCUAACUGAUCAGCUAAAAGAUGCUGAAAAUAAGUUGACAUGUUCAGAGGAAAAAAUGGAGGUAGCUUUCAGUAUAAGUAAGGAGAGUGAUUCCUCAAAAGUACCUAUAAAAGAGGAAGCUAAAGAAUCAUUGUCAGAUCCAUCUAAAAAGGAUGUAGAAAAGAAAACCAUUCCUGACAGUAAUGUGCUUAGAAUUUCAGAAAUUAUUUCAAAUACACCAGUGCAGUGCUUACCUAAAAAUGUGGAAAUAGACAGUAAUAUUAAUGAAGAUGUUAAAAACCCAGGUGUCAAGAAUGCUUCACAGUUAAAAAAUGAGGAAACGAGCAAAACCUCAGACAGAGAUUGUCCUAAGUCCUCCAAGACAGAACAAGAAGUAGGAGAAGCCAUUGAAGAACCAGUAAUGUUGGUGAAAGGUGAUGGGGAGGGUGCACAAUGUGAGGCAGGAAAUCCCAUUUAUGAGAGAACUCUUUAUGAGAGAAAUUAUGAUGCAUUUAGUUUUCAGAGUAGAAGACCUUGGUGGGAAUGUUUUCAAGAAAAUGACAAUACAAGAAAAAAUCAAGUUGAAGAAGCAGUGGUUGAAGAUGUGAUGUAUUUUUGGGGGGAGGGUAAUGGUGUGGACUGUGAUGCAGGUAACAAUGGUGAUGAAACAGACACAAAUACUGAAACAAAACAAGCAGAAGGUGGUGGAAGUGGAACUUCUUUCACAGCUGACAAACAAGUAAAUCCAGCAUCAAGCGAUUGUAAACCACAGAAAGAGGUUGAGAAUAUAAGAACAGAGGGUGACCCCAAAGAGGUAGAUGGGGUUUCUGAGAGUGAUGAAGCUAAAGUUAAUGGCUUAAGAACUAGAGAAUCUGUUGAUAAGUCGGAUAAAUCUCAAUCUUGGCAGGGCAAACCAGAAUGCCCUUCUGAUAUUAUUCAUUCAAGUGUAAAUGGAAAGAAAGUUAGUGAGGAAAACAAUAUGUGCAAUGAUACAGAUGAAAGUAAGUUACUUGAAAAAGACAAUGAAGUGCUAGAAUGCAGAAGAAAACGGCGUGACCUUCGGGGAAAGGGUAAUAAAGAAAAAGAAAAAAUACUAAAUAAUACUGAGUUUAAAGGGAAAGAGGGAAAGGUGGAGGUUACUGAUUCUGAAAAUAAACCGUUAAGUGACAAAAUAGAGCUCAGAAAGAAAAAAAAGGACCCAGAAAACAUUGAAGUGGCAACAAAAGAAAAACUGAUAAAAGUUAAAAAAGGAAGAGAUAAUUCACGUACAAUUAGUACUAGAAACAGAACUGAAAGUGAUAGAAAAGAGAAGGAAAGUGAGGGAAAUAAAAAUGACAAAGAGAAAAAUGAAGAGAGUAGUAAAGAGGAGGAGGACGAGGAUGAGGAAGAUGAUGAAGAUGAAAAAGAACUAGAAGAGCUGUCAACAAGAAGUGGACGACGACGAGCUUUGAGUCAGAAGAGAGGCACUGGAAAAAGAAGAAAGCGACCACAGAAGAGAUCAGCAGAACAGCUUCCAGGCACUGAUGGAGAAGAAGAAAAUGAGAUAGACCAUGAUGAUGGUGUGGGAGAAGCUGAUAAAAAGACUGCCCCUCUUCCAAGCAAAAAACGAAGGCAGCGUGGCAAAGGGAGUACUGCUAGACCUUUACCUGAUGUCCCUAGACAGAGGUCUGCCCGCAUUGCAAAGAUUCGUGAGAAAGAGGAGCAAGAGCGCAGAAACCUUGAAGCAAUGAGACUAAAGCAGCUAGCCGAAGAAAAUCGUCUUCGUGAACUCAAAAAGAAAGCCCGAGAGGAAAGAAGGUCACAACGAGAAAUUAAGAAAGGAAGGAGAGAGAGGAAAGAAAAAAAGGAAAGGGAUAGAAGAAAAAAGAAAAGAAAGAAGCGUGGAAAAAGAAAGAGAUCAAACCCUAAUGAUCCAUGGGCCCACUCUUCUACAUCUUCCAGUUCUAGCUCCGAAGAGGACGAGGAGGAGGAUUUAGAGGAAGAUGAUGAAGAGGAGAACUUGGUAUUUAAAAGUGACCAUGAAUUCUCUCCAGAGUCAGAUAUUGAAGAAGCCGAUGCGCAGCCAAUAAAAAGAGCACGCACAGCUAAAAAGGUUACUACUGAGAGUGAAGUGGAAGACGAAGAUGAUGAACAGGAAGAAGAGGAGGAUCAGACACAGUGUACUAAAUGUGGCCAUGACGACCACCCGGAAACUAUUUUAUUAUGUGACAACUGUGAUGCUGGUUGGCAUCUGUCUUGUCUUCGGCCACCUCUUCUUAGUGUACCUGAGGGAGAUUGGGUGUGCCCUACCUGUGAACAUAUUCAACUUGUUAAUAAAUUACGAGCUCUUUUACAUGAGUUUGAUGAAUGUCAGAAGAGAGCUCAUAAUGAAGAAUUAAGAAGACAGAGACUUGCAUAUGUCAAUGUUUCCCUAUCUAACGUCCUACCAGAUGGAAAGAAGAAGAAAAAGAGACGACACCACGAUGGUGAGGAAGAUGAAGAUGAUGAUGAAUCAGGUUCUGAGUCUGAUACAGAAGAUUCUGACAGCGAGAGUGACGACAGUAGUGGAUCAUCAAGCCAAUCUUCCUCUGACUCCUCAGCACCACUAUACACACUGAGAGCACGUAGUUCACGAACUCUUAAAGAACAGGUGGAAGAUUUUGAUGAGAUGAUAAAUGAGGCCAUAAGAGAUGAAAUGGAGGCUGCAGCAGGUGCUGGAAAUGCUGGAAGAGGUAAAGACAUAGACAAUAUAAUCCAGGCAAAUGAUGAAGAAAUCUGUGAUAAUGAAGAGAAAGAGGAAGAGGAGGAGGAGGAAGAAGAGGUAGAGGAGGGUCUGGAACAGGAAAAGAAGCUUGAACCUGAACAGAAACAUGAUCCAGAGAAUAUACAUCAUCAGGAAAACAAGCAUCAACAGCAGGAAAACAAAUUGCAACAGGAAGCAACAGCUAAUGAAGAAAAGAAGCAUGAGCAAGAGCAAGAGACAAACGAGAGUGCCGAAAGCAAAACAGAGGUUGAGAAAGAAGAAACCAAAAAAGAGGAUGUAGAAGGAAAACGAGAAUGGGAAGGAGAUGAUGAUGAUGAUGAAGAAGUAGCUCCUAAAAGAAAAAAGCCAAAACCAGCUGAUGAAGUAACAAAAGGUGGUGAUGAUGACUACAAAGAAAGCGAUGAGAUGGAAGGAGAAUCUGAAUCAGACGAUGAUGUUAAACUGUCUAGAAAGCGAGAACGAAAGGUUGUCACUGUUACUAUAAAAAAGAGAAGACGACUUACUGACCUGGAUGCUGAAGACGAUGAUGAUGCCAGUGAUGAAGACUUUAUGAAUACAAGCGAAGAGGACGAAGAGGAUUCAGAAGAGUCUGCAGAGUCAUCAUCAUCCAUAGACACAGAAAUGGACAGUGACGAUUCUGAUGUUGUUGGAGUGAAGCGUCGUCGAAGCAGCAGGUGGGAAAGCCUUCCUCUCCGUCGUUCAGCACGUAACCGAAGGGGUGGACAGGAUGAUGACGAUAGUGAAAUGGAAGAGAGAUGUUCUAAAAAACAGAAAAACAAGAAAAAGAAAAGACGAAGACAGAGCUCCAGUGAAGAGGAAGAGGAAAUUAGUUCAGAUAGUGAUAGAAGUUAUAAAAAGAAAAAGAAAGUGUCCCGAAAAAAGAAACCACCUUCAAGAUCUAAAGGGAAGAAAGGCAGCAAGAGCAAAAGUGGCAAAAAACAAACAAAAUCUAAACAAAAAUCCAAAAAAGGCAGUGGGGAGGAUGAAGAAAAGGAGAAGAAACCUUCAAAACCAAGAAUUAAAUACUCAAAACCUCCUAAACCCAAAGGUGAAGAACAAGAAGAAGAAGUCACUCAGCGUAGAGUUACCCGAGGUAGACAGGUCAACUAUUAUGAUGCUCUUCUUAUGUCAGAUGAAACAGAGGAAGAAGAGCCUGCGAAGAAGUGGAGAGGGAAGGUAAUGAAAGGAGAGCGUGUUCCUACAGAGAGUAGUGAAUAUGAAGCAUCAGAUGAUGAGAGAAUGAAACGGAGAGGAGUCAGUGGAGGCCUAGGGAGGGGAAAAGUUAUGAAAGGUGAAGAGGAAGAUGAAGAAAAUAAACUUGGAAGAGAAAAGAAAAAGCGUGGACGGCCAAAGAAGAGUGAUGAACUUACUGGCAAGCCAUCUCCUCCUUCAACAAUAAAAACCACUAAUCCUACAUCAGUAUCACCACUACCGUCUGUGCCAACCACGUCAAGUGAAUCGACUGUACCUGUUACACAAGUUGUAACAUCUGUGCCUGUUACACCAGUUGUGACAGUUGUACCAGCUACACCAACAGUAGCAGCUGUACCGGCUACACCAACAGCAGCAGUUGUACCUGCUUCACCUGCAAUAGCAGGUUUGCCUGCUUCACUAACAGUAGCUGCUGUAGCUUCUACACAGACAGUAGCAACUGUACCUGCUACACCAACACUAGCAGCUGUACCUGCUACACUAGCAGUAGCAUCUGUACCUGCUUCAAUAACAGUAGCGUCUCUGUCUGCUGGAUUAACAUUAGCGGCUUUACCUGCUGCACUAACUGCGGCUCUACCUGCUGGAAUUACAGUGUCUGCUGUAUCUACUACACCUGUGGCAGUUUCACCCAUUGCACCUGCUGCUGGGUCACCUGUGCAUAAAACUCCAGAACCUGCUGUUGGUACACCACCAACCACACCAGCACCCAGCACAACAAUUAAAGGGCUAACAACUAGUAUUGCAGCCACAACAAAUAUGGGAAAUAAUAGCCCGAUACAUCAGUCCAUGGGAAAAUGGUCUCCACACUUAUCAGGAGUGAGUGGAACUCCAGGCACACCUCCCAGACCUGGUGUGGGUUCUGGACCUACACCUGGUGCAGGAACUCCACCACGUCCAACUCACUCUGGUCCACCUGUAACACCAUCGCCCCCACCCCCCUAUCGCUCUUCACCGUUACCUAUUACUCCAGGUGGUCCUGGAGCACCCUUAUGUAGUACAGCACCUAGCAGUAUGGCACCUAUUGGACCCCCAACAACUACUACAACUCAUUCACCAGGUUAUCCAGCAUAUAGGCCUCCGCCAGAGCUUUUUGCAGCGCAUCCAGCUUUUCCUGGGUAUGCACCUCCUGGCAGGCAUUCUCCCAGUCCUCAUGGAGUUCCCUCUCGUCACCCUGCUCAUUUACCGCCAGGACACACACUUUCUCGUAUGCCUACUAAUUAUGGACCUCCCCCACUUACUAGUGGACCUGGUCCAGGCCAAAGUCCAUAUUCCUCUAGAGGUAUUCCAUCACAUCCAGGAGUAUUGCGAGGCCCUCAACAUGACUUAUAUAGGCCAUCCCCUGGUGGCCUUCCUGGUCAUGGCUCUCCCAGUCAUCCCGGUCACCCUCAUCUUGUUAUGAAGCCUGGCUAUCCUGGGUUAGAACCUUUACCUUAUUCUGGUUCCCCAGGCCCAAGUCCGUUAGGUUUACAUCUGGGAUCCCAAGGGUCUCCAGCGCACCAGUCACCCAAUGAAGACAGUAAAGAUGAGACACUUCCUCUUGGUAAGGGCCCAGGAGAAUUCAGUAGUGGCUUAAUGUCCUACUUUUCUAGCCAACGUGAUGAUGAUAUUGAGUAAUGGUGAUUAAAUUUUGGCUUGAAACGGCAACUCUCUUUGUGGCAGUUUCAUGAAGGUCUUGUAUUUACUCCCUAAUAUUUUUGUAUUCUCAUUUUACAAGGUCUCAAUCAGUGAUGAAUAUUAUAUAUUAACAUUUCUCAUGGAUAGUGGGUCUAAAAAUCUAUACAAAUUUUUCGACAAAAUUAGUCCUGAAAGGUCUCAUCUGAUCAGGAUCAAUGAAUUUCUUUUAUGGGUUGCAGCACAAAUUGGGUUACUUGCUGUUAACAAUUUGAGACCAGUCAUUUUACCUGAAAUAAAUUAUUAGAAUUGCAGAGAUAUUUUAGAUAUGAUUUUUUGUGUCUUGUAUGUGUUGUAGUGCUGUAUAUAGAAGCUUUUUGUAUUUCCUUCAAAGGAUUCUGUAAAAUAAUGUGCAAAGUUACAAAGCUAUAAUAAAACUAGAAGAAAUA
This is a messenger RNA of Cherax quadricarinatus, 10596 nucleotides long. RefSeq names its product microtubule-associated protein futsch. Gene Ontology annotation, cellular component: RSF complex. The record is from RefSeq and is a predicted model, not a curated record. Lineage: Eukaryota; Metazoa; Arthropoda; Malacostraca; Decapoda; Parastacidae. Gene Ontology annotation, biological process: regulation of DNA-templated transcription.